AUGCCUCGAGGAAGAAGUAAUACGAUAGUCGCAAAGAUUGCCAGUGAUGUCCCCAGUUUUAUGGAGGAUCACUUGGAUUUAGGAGAAUAUGAUACAACCAAACAGAUCCCAAUACCCAGUAGUCCAAAGACAAGAAGAUCAAGAGCUAUGUCAGAUUCACAAUUGAUUAGGAUAGAACAAUCUCCAAUGAUCACUGAUGCUAAGCUAUUAAUUCCAUUGACUGGUCAAGAGGUUAACACUAUCUGGUCUAAAUAUACUGAAUCUUAUGAUUAUGAUAGUGUAUUAAAACCACAAGAUAUUACCAGUAUCAAUAAUUUACAAUUAGAUAAAGUAUUGAAUUUCAAAAACAACAUCAAAAGGAACAAAGUUCAAAUUGAUAAGUUUAUUAUCGAGACCAAUGAUCUUUUGGAAGACAUUGAUACUUUAAUGAUGAAAUAUAAUCAAAUCUCCAAUGAAACCCUUGAUUUUGAUAAAGAAGCUAAUGAAUUAUUAGAACAACAAGUUUCAUAUAUCAAUAAAUAUGAACAAAUUAAUCAAUACCUUAAACAUUUCGAACAUCUAGAUCUGAUAACUAAACAUCUAUCACGUUCUGGUAGUCAUUUAUUACAUCAAAAGAGAGAACAAUUAACCAAUGAAAUCUUAAAACAAUUAGAUGAUUCACUUGAAUUCAUUGAAGAACAUCCGAAUUUUAAAGAAUCAGAAAUAUAUGGGGCUAGAUUUAGACAAUGUAUGACAAGAGCUUUAACAUUAAUUAGGAAUUAUCUUUCUUCUGGGGAAUUGAAAUCUUUGGCAGAUUCAAUUGAUAGAAAAUUACAAGAAGGUCUUAAAGAUGAAACUAAAAAGAAUUUAACUAUUGAUUUAUUGAUUUAUAAUGAAUUCAAUAAUUAUUUAAAAGUCAAUGAUAAUUUAUUUAAUGAUUUGGUGAAUGAGAUUCUGAUUAGAGCUGCCAAUCAUGAAGAAUAUAAUGGAUUACUUAAUGAUGUUCUUGGGACAUAUUUCAACAUUAGACUGUCAUUAUUACGGACAUAUAUUUCCAAGAAUUCAACUAUAGACAGUUUCUAUCGAAAGACAGAUCAUGAUUUAGUUCAAUCAUGUCAAGAUCAAAUUUCAUAUUUUAAAAAGAUUAUUGAAAAGGAAUAUACUUUAUUUCUUCGAUUCUUUAUACCUGAAAAUGGAGAAAUUCCUGAGUUUGUCAGUAAUCAAUUCUAUGGAUUUUUAAGAAAUAUAUUAGAACCUCUAUAUGAUGGAGUUAGGUUACUUGUUUUAAGAGAACAGAAUAUAUCUAAUUUAUGUCAAUUAACCACAUUGUUACAGAAAUAUUAUGAAUUUGAAUAUGAUAAUAAUGAAUCAAUUCUUGAUAAUAGUAGUUAUUAUGCUCAAACUGAAGAAAUCAAAUACGGAGAUUUAUUUCAAUCAAUUUUAGAAGAUACUCAAGAUAGAUUAAUAUUUAGAAUUCAGAAAUAUGUUGAUGAUAAAUUAAUGAAUUAUAAACCAAAACCUGAAGAUUUAAAGAUUGGAAAUAGAAAGAAAUCAUCACUUCCACCAAAUGAAAGGACUGAAAUAAAUAUUCUUGAUAUUGAUUAUCCUGAGAACUUAUUCCCUCAUGUUUAUUUACCUUUGGGAAAGACAUUAACUUUAUUAUCUAAUAUCUAUGAAUUAAUUAAUUCGGUAGUUUUUGAUGAUUUGGCUCAUUAUAUUGUUCAUUCAUGUAUUGAAUUAUUAAAAGGGGAAUUCACAAAACUUGCAAUUGCUCAUAUGGGUAAGCUUGAUGCCAAAUUAGCCUAUCUAAACAAUUUAAUUGUAUUAAGAAGUCAAAUUAACAAUUUUGAUAUUCAAUAUACAAGAUCAGAUUAUUCAAUUGAUUUUAUAAGUGGUUUAAGUGAUAUUUGGAAAAUGAUAAAAACUAGAAGUUUUAGUUUUAAUAAUAAUGGAUUAUUGGAAUUAGCUAAAAAGACAGUCCCUAAAAUUAUUAAUAAUAUGAUUGAUGCCAAUCAAGAAAUGGAAUUAGAAUUAAACAAUGCUGUAACUGAUUUCCUUACAGAAUGUUCAAAUGUUGUAUGUGAACCAAUACUCCCAAAGACAGUAUCAAAGACAUCAUCUCCAAGAGACACUACAUCAAUAUUUAAGGAUAAUUUAUUAAUGAAGAUUCCUAUUUAUUAUAAUCAAAUCAAAAUUAUAAUUGAUGAUCCAGCAGUUACAAAAUUCUUAAUGAAUAAUUUAUCAAAUAUAAUUCUUCUAAGUUAUGAAAAUUAUCAUAAAUCAUUAGUUGAUAAUAUCUCAUCAAUGGAUGAUAAAAUCAGGGAAGAAAUGAGUGAUGUAAUGGAAGUUGAUGCAAUGUAUGGAUUCAUUAAUGAUAUAAUGACACAUAUGUAUGAAGAAGAUGAAUCGAUUGAAAGCAAACCACAAUUCAAUGAGGAUAUUUUGAAUGAUUUGGAUAUUAGGGAUUCUACAGAUGCAGAUAGAUUGGAAUCCAAUAGUCCUAUGACCAAGCAACAACCACUAAUUGCGACAUCACCUUCUCCGGGUACACCUAUCCCUGGUACACAUCUCCCUGGUUCAUCUAUAGUUGAACGAACCCAAUUUGAUACUUCAUCUCAAAAUGAUACAUAG
Messenger RNA from Hemisphaericaspora subhashii, 2610 nucleotides. RefSeq names its product Golgi transport complex subunit (gene SEC34). The coding region runs from base 1 to 2610 and encodes 869 amino acids. Lineage: Eukaryota; Fungi; Ascomycota; Pichiomycetes; Serinales; Debaryomycetaceae. Gene Ontology annotation, cellular component: membrane; COG complex; cis-Golgi network. The record is from RefSeq and is a predicted model, not a curated record. Gene Ontology annotation, biological process: intra-Golgi vesicle-mediated transport; cytoplasm to vacuole targeting by the Cvt pathway; Golgi organization. The transcript has a single exon.